AUGGCCGAAUAUAGACAUUAUGCAACACCGCAUCCCGAAUGGGUCGAUUUCCCAAACAAUCUCCCCCCAGGCACAAAACGAAGCUUGGGCAUGACCAGAGAUCAUGAUCCGAUUAUUCCACAGGAAGGUCUUGAUAUCUACGAAAUAAACGUCCCUGUGCGUGAUACAACGUCUAUCACGCUGCGCAUCUACCGUCAAACUGCUCGCAACGAUGCCCUUCCUCUGUUUCUAUACAUGCAUGGCGGUGGAUAUGUCACAGGUGGUCUUGAAACAGACGACGUGACAUGCAGAGCACUUGCGUCGGAAAUUCCAGUCGUUGUUGCCAGUGUCGAGUAUCGACUUGCGCCUGAGCACAAGUUUCCCAUUGGCUUUGAAGAUAGCUUCGACGUCGCUCGUUGGGCUGCAUCGCCAGAAGGCCAGGGGAAACUCAGCACGGACUUAUCCAAGGGCUUUAUUCUCGGUGGCACAUCUGCUGGCGCCAACUUCACUGCCGGCAUAUCGCACUUAGCUCGCGAUGAAGGCCUCUCUCCAAGAAUCACUGGUGUUGUGUUUCUCGCUGGGAGCUUCUGUCAUCCAGACGUGAGACCGGAGAAGUAUCUGGAUCGUAUUCUGAGCGUGGACGAGAUCAAUGAUGCACCUGGCCUCACACGAAAGUCAAUUGACUACUUCGUGGGAUUAUACGGUGCUCCUCCAAUAGACAAGCGACUGUCCCCUCUUCUGUUCAAUUCCCACGCUGGUAUAGCAGAGAAAGCAUACUUUGCAAUCUGCGGUUGGGAUCCACGACGGGACGAGGCUAUUCUUCUCGAUCAACUGCUCCAAGAAGCCGGGCUGUCAACCAAAUCACACAUCUAUUCAGGGCUACCUCAUGGCUUCUGGACGACUUGCCCUGACUUACCUGUUUCCAAGGAGUGGCUGCAGGAUCUCCUUCAGGGUGUGCGCUGGUUGUUGGAGUAAAGGUAAGCCGAAAGGAUAACGAGGACGACGGUGGGCAAAGGACGAAACACACUCAAUUUGUUCCAAAUCAGCUAAUCAGUACCGUCAUACAUUCUGCCCUUCCAUUACCUUCCAGCGUACCCUUUGACAGUUCUCAAAACAUGCCCAUUAUGCUUUUCUAUAAUUUCCGAAACAAAGAUCAUGAUGCCCUACAUUUUGAGCUUCUCCAUCUCCUCGGAGAGGAUGCCCUCCUCCACAACUUUGACC
This is a messenger RNA of Fusarium verticillioides 7600, 1200 nucleotides long. RefSeq lists its product as hypothetical. Lineage: Eukaryota; Fungi; Ascomycota; Sordariomycetes; Hypocreales; Nectriaceae. The transcript is spliced from 4 exons. The record is from RefSeq and is a predicted model, not a curated record. The coding region runs from base 1 to 954 and encodes 317 amino acids. Gene Ontology annotation, molecular function: hydrolase activity.